CUAAUUUCAGGAAACAAGAAUUUAGGCCCUCUCUCUCUCUCUCUCUCUCUCUCUUAAAAAGAGGCAGAGAGAUCUGGGGUCCUUUCUCACUGUACGGUCCUGUCAAAGAAGGGUCUCUCCUAAAAAUCUCCGCCUUAGUUUUCUUGCUCAUUACUGGGUUUGAGAUUCUACGGCGUUCUCUUUGCUGUAGCAUUUAUCCUACACCAUGGGCGUCGAGGUUGUGGACUCUAACUUGCCUGUGAUUGAAACUGGGAGUGAGGCGAAUAUGUCAGUGGCCAAUGAAAAAGUGAACAUAAAAUUUGGCUCCCAUGUUGUCGAUGAGCCAGUGAAAGGGGAAGUGAAUAAAGUUUCUGAAUCCAAUCUCCCCAAGGAUGCUGUUGAUGAAUGGCCUGAGCCCAAGCAGAUACACUCCUUUUAUGUUGUUAGAUAUCGGGCACUUGAAGACCAGAAGCUGAAGGCCAAGCUGGAUGUUGCUGAGAAAGAGUUGCAGAAAAAGAAUCAGGCUCGAUCACAAAUUGUGGAAAAGAUAAGGGCCAAAAGGGCCGAUCGAUCCCAGAUAAUAGCUCAAAUAAGGUCUUUAAGUGUUGAGAAUAAACAGUUCAGGACAAUCAUGGAUGAAAAAAGAAAAGAAAUGGAACCUCUCCAGCAGGCUCUUGGCAAGUUAAGAGGUACUUCUGGAGGUAGAGACAGGGGUUCGGGUGUGUGUUCAUCUGAGGAAGAACUCAAUGAUAUUAUUAAAAGUUUACAGUAUCGGAUUCAGCAUGAAAGCAUUCCUCUCAGUGAAGAGAAACAAAUCCUAAGGGAAAUUAAACAACUUGAAGGAACAAGGGAAAAGGUUAUUGCAAAUGCUGCUGAGAGGGCAAGGAUUCAGGACUCGCUGGGUGAAAAAGAAGUGAUUCAGGGUCAGGUCAAAUUGAUAGGAAAUGAUCUUGAUGGAGUUCGCAAGGAAAAACAAGUCAUCCAUGCAAAGCUUAAGCAGCUUGAUGAAGAAAAACUGGCCUUGGAGAAAGAGAUCAGUGUUUUAGAAGGGGAAUUGACAGCAAUUACAGAAAAGAGGGACAAAACUUUCGAAACCAUUAAGGAGAUGAGGAAACAGCGAGAGGAUGGGAAUUCCCCGUUUUACCAAAACCGCAUGCUCUUGACCAAAGCUAAAGCAAUUGCGGCAAACAAGGAUGUGGAUGCCUUGAAGGAGCUUUCAGACACAGAGGUUGAGAAGUUCAUGUCCCUCUGGAAUAGUGAUAAAGCUUUCAGGGGCGACUACGAGAGGAGAAUUUUGUCUUCACUAGACAUGAGGCAGUUGAGCAAGGAUGGCCGGUUAAGGAACCCAGGCGAGAAGCCACUGGUGCAACCGGAGACAUCAACGACAUCUGAAGCUGAGGUAGUCAAAACGAGUGCAAAACAAACCCCCAAAGAGAAUGCUGUAUCCCCCGCUCACAUUGAUGCUUCAUCCGAGCAAAAAGUUCAGAAAACAAAGGGUGCUAAAAACAAUAAAGAAGGAAAUAAGAAAACUGAAACCACCUUGGAGAAAAUUGACAAGGCAGACGAAGAGGAAUUCUUUACUACUGUUAAAUCGCAAAAGGAGUCUCUUCCCAAGAGGGAUGAAGUUGAUGAAAUGAAGUUGAAGGAGCUGAAGAGACAGGAAGAGAUAGCAAAACGCAAUCAGGCAGAGGAAAGGAAGAAGAAGCUGGCAGAGAAAGCUGCAGCCAAAGCAGCAAUAAAAGCCCAGAAGGAUGCUGAAAAGAAGCUCAAGGAGCGUGAGAAGAGAGCAAGGAAGAAGAACGGAGCUACAGCUCCUGCUGAGGAAUCUGAAGAAUCAACUGAAGCUGUUGCAGAGGUUGCUGAAACAGAGAAGGUGGAGGAAAAAAUUGAAACUCCGGCACCACAAAAGAACAGGGAUCGAAAAGAAAAUACCAUCAGGCACAGGGGCCGCCCUAGAGGUCCGGAUUCACUUCCAAAAGCAAUACUUAAACGCAAGAAGGCAACAAACUACUGGAUUUGGGCUGCUCCUGCUGCUUUGGUGAUUCUUGUACUUGUGUUCGUCGGCUAUAACUAUCUUAGUUGAGGUGGUAUUGUGGAUUGGAAUGAAGAUGGGAAACUUCUCUUUUUGGUAACCUGAGAGACAGGCUCUAUAUUAGUAAGCAUAUGUUUUUCCUUUUUUUCUUCUACCCUUCUGUUUCUUGGCAUCCCAUGACAAGCGAUACUCAGACUCAUAAUGUUGGUAGAACAAUAUAGUUCAAUAACUCUUUACUGCUCAUAAACUACACAUGUUAUUUCAAUUCUCCAGUUUCCUUUUGGGUUUGGUC
Molecule: messenger RNA, 2303 nt
Organism: Sesamum indicum (sesame)
Lineage: Eukaryota; Viridiplantae; Streptophyta; Magnoliopsida; Lamiales; Pedaliaceae
Source: RefSeq, a predicted model, not a curated record